UUGAACGUGCAAGUACGACGCGAACAAAGUGGUACUGCGAUAAUUCCGUCUUUGUCUCGCGUCACGUCUCACCUGAACAAUGAAAGUGCGCAACAUAGGGUGAGUGGGAGAGGCAAGAAAGAGAAGAGGGAGAAAGAAAGAGAGAGGGAGAGAGAGGGAGAGUGAGAAAAAAGAACGAGCAGCGAAGGUGGGAGGGAAAUCGCCCGUCUUGCGAGCCGUCAUGGCUGAAUCAUUGUGAGAAUACUCGUAGGAAAACCGAUAACAAAUGACGUUGCAUCUGACUCAUUAGGCGGCGAGUGUCGCGGUAUCCGUCUCUCGGGAUAAGGUUACAAGACACCUCUGACUCGGCUCAGUUGCGAUUCAGGGGUUACGAGAAGAAAAGAAAGGGAGAGAAAGAAAAGAACAAACGAGAGCGAUCGCUGACAAUAUAGUUCGAUGCCGAGACUCGACGAGGUGAAGAAGACGGUGAUACAGACGGUGUUUAGUGCGUGCGCGGCCGUGUGAAGCCGCUGUACGUACGUCCCCGAUUGUGCCGCACAAUGAACGGGUUAAGCUUGAGUGAACUGUGUUGCCUGUUCUGCUGUCCGCCCUGCCCGUCCAGGAUCGCCGACAAACUGGCCUUCCUGCCGCCUGAGCCCACAUACACGUUCGUCGAAGACGAGGGCUCUAAGUUCACCAUCUCGCUGUCGGAGCGCGCCGAGUGGCAGUAUACCGAGCGCGAGAAGGAGUCAGUGGAGGGCUUUUACGCGAGGACUUCGCGCGGCAAUCGUAUAGCAUGCCUGUUCGUGCGCUGCUCAGCAACUGCGCGCUUCACCAUCCUUUUUUCCCAUGGCAAUGCUGUCGAUCUUGGUCAGAUGUCGAGUUUCUACCUUGGUCUGGGCUCACGCAUCAACUGCAACAUAUUCAGCUACGACUAUUCUGGCUAUGGUGUGUCAGGCGGCAAGCCGUCCGAAAAGAACCUGUACGCGGAUAUCGAUGCCGCGUGGCACGCGCUACGUACACGCUACGGCAUCAGCCCAGAGAACAUAAUACUGUAUGGUCAGAGCAUCGGCACUGUGCCCACGGUCGAUCUCGCUGCACGCUACGAGGUUGGCGCGGUUGUGCUGCAUUCGCCACUCAUGUCUGGAAUGCGAGUCGCCUUUCCAAAGACCAAAAGGACUUGGUUCUUCGACGCCUUUACCAGCAUAGAUAAAGUACCGAAGGUAACAUCUCCUGUAUUGGUGAUUCAUGGCACUGAAGACGAAGUGAUAAAUUUUAGCCAUGGUCUAGCAAUUUACGAAAGAUGUCCACGAGCAGUAGAACCACUAUGGGUCGAGGGUGCUGGCCAUAAUGAUGUAGAGUUAUACAAUCAAUACCUUGAACGACUGAAGCAAUUUGUAAGCGUGGAAUUGGUAAACUGACGGCGACUCAGCCUCUCCCAGAGCCAGGGGGGGCAAGGAGGGGGCCACAUGCAUGCGAGCAGUCAGGGACGUACUAUUUCCAACAAUUCUAAUACCAUCAGCUCAAUUUCGACUAGCUCUCCGACGGAGAAGCUUGUCUAGCAAUCGCCUCCCACAGGGGAGAAGACGCCCGUCCUUCCCUGUGAUGAAGAAUCAUCUUUUGCCUCCGUAGACGAUGUAUUCUUCUUUUGCGAGCAGCAGCAACAGCA
This is a messenger RNA of Dinoponera quadriceps, 1648 nucleotides long. RefSeq names its product alpha/beta hydrolase domain-containing protein 17B. Lineage: Eukaryota; Metazoa; Arthropoda; Insecta; Hymenoptera; Formicidae. Gene Ontology annotation, molecular function: palmitoyl-(protein) hydrolase activity. The transcript is spliced from 3 exons. Gene Ontology annotation, biological process: protein depalmitoylation. The coding region runs from base 540 to 1400 and encodes 286 amino acids. The record is from RefSeq and is a predicted model, not a curated record. Gene Ontology annotation, cellular component: plasma membrane; endosome membrane.